AUGAUGCAGAAACUUCUGAUUCUCGCCGUCCUUUGUUGCCUGUUGUACUCGACGAUGGCCCAGUGGGGAUACGGAUAUCACCCGUACGGUGGAUACGGUGGAUACGGAUACAGACCAUAUGGUGGAUACGGAUAUGGCCGUGGAGGAUAUGGCAUGAACCCGGUGCAAGGAGCACUUCGAGGAGCUGUGAUGGGCGAUACCUAUGACUCGGCGGACUCGUCGGACGCGGAAGAGAUGUCGCGCGGCGAGCGUAUCCUCACUGCAUACCCGCCGUUUCAAGGCGAGCCCGUACACUUUAUUCAAAGGUAUCCGACCUCGUUGCCGCCGCGUAUCUUCACAAAUGGUGGACACCCGGACUUUGGGCAGGUAGGCAUGCAAAAAACUGUGGAAGUAGUGGUG
This is a messenger RNA of Mesorhabditis spiculigera, 399 nucleotides long. Lineage: Eukaryota; Metazoa; Nematoda; Chromadorea; Rhabditida; Rhabditidae. The record is from the annotation of a GenBank genome assembly.